Messenger RNA from Symbiodinium natans, 948 nucleotides. The record is from the annotation of a GenBank genome assembly. NCBI's taxonomy places the organism in Eukaryota, Dinophyceae, Suessiales, Symbiodiniaceae.
AUGGCUGAAGGUUACUUUUCGACGAUGGAGCUGCUUGCAAGAAGAACUGACAGAGACGUCAAGUCACAGCAAGCACGGCAGGUGGACCUGGAGCAGGAUCUGCUGCGUCUCCUUGCGGGAACAGAGCAGUGCGGCUUGGGUCGGCAUCUGGAGGAGCAGCGGAAGAAGCAAGGGAUGCGCGCCCUUGCAGUGCUGAUCGGGCACCACCAGAUCCUCAAUGAGCCGGCAAACUUCAACUCCUGCACCCUUGGACUCUAUCCCUUGAGGAGCUUCAUGUUCCUGGACAAAGCGGCCUUUUCGGCUUUGAAUGUGCUGCCAAGGCCGGAAGAGAGCCAGAGCAAGUUUGCUCCCUCAAGAGACGUGACGUGGCUUGAAAACUUCACCAUGAUGAUGCGCGCCCUCCUUGCCAUCCUGUCGGUGCUGGCGGAAGGACUGCGCGAGGCCCGGCUCGAAUCGAACCACUCCGCCGUGCCCUCCUGUGAGACGUGGAGCAAGAAAAGCAAGGCGUACAAAGCAGAGCACGACGAUCCGUGCGAAAGUUAUCUCAGCACGCUAAAGUGCUGCCAUGGGAAGUGCAUCUUCAAACAGCAGAAUUGCCCGAUUGUCUCGGCAUGGGGCUUCUUUGAUGACAGCCCGCUGUCGUGCAGCAGCUGCGACAAGGAAAUGCCAGCUGACAAGAUGGAAUUGGCACAGAGCCUUUGUGAGAGCAUCCACCUCUGCGGCCAUCCGGAAGCCCCGUGCAAGUACUACCCCAAGAAGAAGACCUGCGCGCGAAAGAGGUUGUCCUGCGCCUCCUGCAACACCUACUACCCGAUCAGUGAGAAGCGGGACGCCUGCGAGGAUUUCUCAUUGUGCUACACCCGCGGCAAUGCCAGAAUGUCGAAUGCUCGUUGCGAGUUUGACGAGGGCCAAUGCGUCGACGGCGUCGGCACGAAGGGCUACCCGUAG